AAACAAGAACCCUAACCAUAACCAUAGAUAGUUAGAUACAUCAUCGUACAACUCUUUUUCCUAAAUCUCAAGAGUUCACUCCUCGUAUCAGGAUUCUUUCCUUUCCCUUCCCGUAAAACAAGUCAAGUUUCUGCGGCGGAAUCACCAGGGUUAGGCCUCAACGGACAUCUUUCUCCGAAGAUUGGGGGAGCAUUUUCAGAUGAGCUACUCACUGGAUCAGAAUUCCACUGAUUAUCAGCAUGGAAGCAGAGGUGUGGAGGUAUUUGUUGGGGGUUUAGCUCGUUCUCUGAAUGAAGACAAGGUUCGAAAGGUAUUUGCUGCUUGUGGAGAAAUUACAGACAUGCGCUUGAUAAAGGAUCAAAAUGGCAUCCUAAAGGGAUUCGGCUUUGUACGCUUUGCAACAAAAGAAGCUGCUGACAAAGCUCUGAAGGAGUUAUCUGGAUCUAUGCUAGAAGGUAAAAAGAUUGGUGUUCUUCCAUCAGCUGCACAGGAUACAUUAUUUUUAGGAAACCUUAACAAAGGGUGGAGUGCUGAUGAUUUUAAUAAAGUUGUACGCCAGGUUUUUCCAGAUGUUGUUUCAAUUGAUCUUGCAAUGCCCCAAAGUGGUAGUGAGGCAACGAGUAAAAAAUUUAAAAAUCGUGGUUUUGCUUUCGUGAAGUUCUCAUCUCAUGCUACUGCAGCACGUGCGUUUAGGGCUGGAUCAAAGCCAGAUUUUGUUCUUGGUGGUACUUUACAUCCAUCUGUUCAAUGGGUUGAAGAGGAUCCUGAAGUAGAUCCGGAUGAACUUGCUAAGAUAAAAAUAGCAUUUGUUAGAAAACUACCCUCAACUAUCGAUGAAGGCUACUUAAAGAAACUCUUCAUGCCUUUUGGGAAGGUAGAAAAAGUGGUGGUGUCCAGCAAGGGAGAUUCUUCAGUUGGAUUUGUUCAUUUUUCUCAAAGAUCACACCUUGAUAAUGCCAUAGAGGGACUAAAUGAAAAAAUAGUUCCAGGACCAAAAGGUGGGCCAUCAAUUAAAAUUCAGGUUGAAGUUGCAAGACCUAUGGACAAAAAAAGAAAAAGGGUUCAUGAAGAUUUUCAAAACACUCAGCCUCGUGAUAAUUUAAAUAAACCCAGACCACAAAAUCACGACCCAUACUUGAAUUCAUUUGAUGGUCAUGAAGAGACACUUCAAAAGGAAGCUGUUGUCGAUCCCCAUGAAGCUGCUGUUCUUUUGUUACCAGUAGCUGUCAGAGAGCGGUUACUUCGAAUUUUACGCCUCGGUAUUGCCACUCGAUUCGAUAUCGAAGUUGAAUCCCUAUCUAAUCUAGCAGAAUUACCUGAAUCCAUGGCCAUAUCAGUUCUUGAUCAGUUCAUGUUAUCAGGAGCAGAGAAACAUGACAAAGGAGGCUAUCUUGCAGCCCUAAUUUCUAGGUACCAGGUGGACAAAUUUGGAGCCAAUCAACAACCUUCAAGUUUAUCAAGAUUAAGAGAACCAGUAAGGGCCCACCUUCCAUCUGUUGACUCUCUUCCCUAUGUUGACCCAAGCAGCAGGGGUGACAGUUAUACAUCCCGUUAUUCUACAUUAUAUUCAGAUUAUCGUCUACCGAGUCGACCGGGUAUGGUAAAAACAGAAGACAGAAGUCCUAUACAGUUGCAUGAAUUGCCUGGUUCUUCUUCUUCUUCUUCUUAUGGUAAAUAUUUAGUAAACUCACAUAUUCCAACAGCUUAUGGAAACAUGGAGGAAAUGAGCCCGGUCCAAUCCCACCAAAUCCCGGGCCCAUCUUUUGCAAAACCUUCACAAGAUCCAUACAGCAGAAUACCGGGUCCUAUCCCGACUUUAUCUUUUUCAAAAAGUGGCCCGAGCCCGGAUCCUCAAAUUAAUGAUAGGCCAGGAAGUAGACCACAAAUGAGAUUUGACCCGUUUACGGGUCAACCGUAUAAGUUUGACCCGUUUACGGGUGAGCCGAUUGUUCCGGAAAGUUUGGCCCGUCGUUAUGACAGCCCGUAUUGAUGGGGAGAUGUCAAUUGAUGGUUGUUUAUGGUCUGUUAGAUUUUACAGCAGAAUUAAGCAAUGCAAUGUACAUUAAUUAAUGGAUCUUGUUCAUCAUUCUUGCGACUUGUCUUGUUAAUGUUAUCAAAGGGAUCGGUCAUAAAAAUGGGGGGAAUGCAUGAAUAUUGGUUUAUUACCUAAUUAAUGUCUAUGAGUAAGAUUAGCUGUAACAUUGUAAUUUGAAUGUUUUUGUUUAAUGAUAAAUCAUAAUUCUUUGCGGAAAAGAUAA
Messenger RNA from Lactuca sativa (garden lettuce), 2258 nucleotides. RefSeq lists its product as uncharacterized. The record is from RefSeq and is a predicted model, not a curated record. Gene Ontology annotation, molecular function: RNA binding. NCBI's taxonomy places the organism in Eukaryota, Viridiplantae, Streptophyta, Magnoliopsida, Asterales, Asteraceae.